AUGGAGACUCAGCAGGUCACACCUGGAUCCAUUGCCAACCCGGUAAAAUGUUGGGGCCAGGACUAUGUAGCUCUCCUAGAUGCGUGCGUUAAAUCCGGUUCGCUGUUCUCUGACACAACCUUCGCCCCGGACCAGAGCUCCAUCGGCAUGCCUACCGACCCAGACCCCAAAAAGGAGAUCAAGUGGCUGCGACCCAAGAACAGAGGAGUACUUCUGUCUGAGAUCAGUGCCAAUGCGGUGUUUGUGGAGGACACGACGUGCACCACCGAUAUCUGCCAGGGCCAGCUGGGUGACUGUUGGCUUCUGGCUGCCCUGUCCUGCCUUACCAUGCACCCCAAUCUCUUUGUCAAAGUGGUACCACCUAAUCAGAGCCUGACAGAAUCCUAUGCUGGCAUCUUCCACUUCAUGUUCUGGCAGUAUGGUGAGUGGGUGGAGGUGGUAGUGGAUGACAGGCUACCUGUACGCGAGGGCCGCCUGCUCUUCAGCUACUCCUGUACCCGCAACGAGUACUGGAGCGCCCUGGUGGAGAAAGCCUAUGCCAAGCUGAUCGGGUCGUAUGGCAGUCUGAAGGGGGGUAAUAUCUCUGAGGCGAUGGAGGACUUCACAGGCGGCAUAGCCUACUCCCUCCCUGUCUCCUCACGCACCCCAAGGGUCAUGUGGAGAGCCCUCUCUGCUGCCCUGUCCCGUGGCAGCCUGCUCAGCUGCUUCAUACAGGCUAGUAACUAUCGUGAGAUAGGCACAGUGACUGCAGAGGGACUGGUGAAGGGCCAUGCCUACGCCAUCACAGACACUGACACGGUGAAGAAGCCGGAUGGUGAGGCCUUGUUGCUACGGUUGAGGAAUCCCUGGGGCUUUGUGGAGUACUCUGGACCCUGGAGUGACAAGAGUAAAGACUGGGAUGAUGUGGAUGCUGCUGAAAAGAAAAGGAUUGAGCUGAAAAAGAGUGAGGAUGGAGAGUUCUGGAUAAAUGUGGAGGACUUCAACAGGCUGUUUGACACAGUGGAGCUGUGUAGCGUGAACCCUGAACCCAUAGUGGACGAGGACACACCCGACUCCCCUGCCGCCCCCACCUCUGCAUGGACCCUCAGCUCCCACAAAGGCUCCUGGAUAUCGGGCUCCACUGCAGGGGGCAGUCGUAGUUACCGUCGAUCCUUCUGGAAGAAUCCCCAGUUCCAGCUUGUCCUUGCCGAGCAGGACAAGGAAGAAGAAGAUGAUGAAGACGAGGAUGAAGAGAUGACCCCGGAGGAGAAGAUGGUGGCAGAGAAGCAGAAGAAGAAAGCAAAGCAGUGCACCGUGCUGGUGGAACUACUGCAGAAAGACCGGAGAAAGAGGAAUAAAAUUAACUUUCUCCACAUCGCCUUCCACAUCUACAGGGUUCCUCCAGAGCUCCGGGGCCUGUGUUUGGACCAGAGUUUCUUCUCUAACCAGCAUCCUGUGGGGCGCUCUGGGAAGUACCAGCCCCUCAGGGCUGUGUGGAGGAAGGUGAGGCUGGAACCGGGAAACUACGUGAUCCUGGCCUCCACCUACAGGCCCAACCAGCCUGCGGAAUUCUUCCUCCGCGUCUACUCCAAGACUGGCAACAAUCUGGGGACCCAAGACUUCACCUGCUCCACUGGCUUCCUCAUGGUAAUGUCAAUGCCACCAGUCUUGCCAGAGGAUCGCAAGAGAGUACAGAAGACCUUUGAUGAGGUGGCGGGGCCGGAUGACAAGCUGAAUGCUAAGGAGUUCAUGAAGCUGGUUAACUCAGUUCUGGAGAAAGACUACCAGCUGCCACUGGAGACAUGCAGACAGCUCAUCUUUGGAGAGGAAACUGGGGGGCGUAGCAGUCUGACCCGAGAUCAGACAGAGCCUCUGCUGGCCUCUCUUCGCAGUCUGCAGUCCAUCUUCUUCAAGUUUGAUCAGGACUCUUCAGGGACUAUGAGCCCCUUUGAGCUUAGUCUGGCCCUCCAGGCUGCUGGUGUGCAGUGUGAUGGCCAGGUCAUACAGCUGCUAUGGGAGAGGUUUGGCUCAGGGGAGCUGCACCUGCCUUUCCAUGGCUUUGUGGCAUGUGUCACCAGGCUGCGCAAGCUAUUCGCCUUGUUUAAAUCAGAGAGCAACCCAGAGAUCAAAGGCGUAGAAAUCAAUGCCUGGCUGCUCCGACUCCUGACCGUGUGAGCGUGCUCUGUAAAGAGGGGUUCUGCGUGAGCACUACAGGGGCAUUCUGUCUGACCAGGACCACAUGAUAACAUCAUGCCUCCACCGGCGCCCUCGUCCACCUUUACACAAACAUCCCCUGGCCUUUGUCAGCAUACGAUACCCCACUGCUAUAGGAACUGUCACAUUAGCAGUGACAGAAUAACAGCCUCAAAGCAGUAUGCGAUGACUAUGUCACACAGCACAUUCUAUUCUACUAUUAUCACGCCCUGACCAUAGAGAGCCUUUUUAUUCUCUAUUUUGUUUAGGUCGGGGGUGACUAGGGUGGGUAAUCUAGGUUGUUUUAUUUCUAUGUUGGCCUGGUAUGGUUCCCAAUCAGAGGCAGCUGUUUAUCGUUGUCUCUGAUUGGGGAUCAUAUUUAGGCAGCCAUUUCCCCACUGUGUAUUGUGGGAUCUUGUUUAUGUGUAGUUGCCUGUGAGCACUCCAUAGCUUCACGUAUCGUUUGCUUUUUAUUGUUUUGUGCGUUUCACGUCAAUAAAUUAUGUGGAACCCAUAUCACGCUGCGCUUUGGUCCGAAUGUUCUUACGACGAUCGUGACAACUAUAAUGUACAGCGCUGUCACUCUCUACUGCCAUAUUGUGUUAUAGUGCUUUACAUGAAUUUACAUGGAGAUACACACGCCCCCCCUCACCAACCUGGCACCUACUACCAUACCCCGUUCAAAGGCACUUCAAUCUUUUGUCUUGCCCAUUCACCCUCUGAAUGGCACAUAUUACACAAUCCAUGUCUCAAUAGACUUAAAGAUCCUUCUUUAACCUGUCUCCUCCACCUCAUCUACACUCAGUGUAUAUCAGCUAUUUCAGCUAAGUAUUUUCAGUAUUUCUGUUAUAUGUUUUCAGUAGUAUUUAUUCUCCCUAUUUCAUCGUCUGACUUUUUAAUAGUGAAAAUGUAGUUAAACUGUUGAAAAUGAUCAAUUAAAAAAUGCAAUAAUAAAAUG
Messenger RNA from Salvelinus fontinalis (brook trout), 3130 nucleotides. Its product is annotated as calpain-9-like. Gene Ontology annotation, biological process: proteolysis; negative regulation of apoptotic process. Gene Ontology annotation, cellular component: cytoplasm. The record is from RefSeq and is a predicted model, not a curated record. Bases 1 to 2154 code for a protein of 717 amino acids. The transcript is spliced from 23 exons. NCBI's taxonomy places the organism in Eukaryota, Metazoa, Chordata, Actinopteri, Salmoniformes, Salmonidae. Gene Ontology annotation, molecular function: calcium-dependent cysteine-type endopeptidase activity; calcium ion binding.